CCUGAACGGGCCCAUCGCCCCUUCACCCCAAACCUCAACGAGCAUUAUCAUUUUUUAUUUUUUUCCCCACACCAAGUCCUUGCAAUUAUUCGAGGCUAAUAAUCGCGUAUGCUAGCUAGUAAAUAGUAUCUUGUCUCGGUCUCCCUGGAGGUGCCGCAGCCAUGAAACCCCGGCUGCACUUGGUGGUGGACCCAACGGGCUGGCUGUGCGUCAGCCUCGUCUUUGGGAUCUGGCUCUACAAUUCCGUCUUUGUUCCCAAGCUGGUGCUGCUGCCCCAUUACAGAGAAGGCCACAUUCCCUGGGCAAUCGUCAUUUGUUAUUACGCCGCGUCAGCGCUCUGCUUUGCGGCCCUGUUCAGGGCCUCCACGGCGGAUCCCGGCCACCUUCCUACCAACCUGGACAUACCUCACUCCGAGCGAGAGCACUGGGAGCUGUGCAACAAGUGCAACCUAAUGCGACCCAAAAGGACCCAUCACUGCAGUCGUUGUGGUCACUGUGUGCGCAGGAUGGACCACCAUUGUCCCUGGAUUAACAACUGCGUGGGGGAAGACAAUCACUGGCUCUUCCUGCAGCUCUGCUUCUACACACAGGUCCUUAGUGGCUUCACGCUGGUGCUGGACUUCUGCCAGUACUACUACUUCCAGCCCCUCACGCACCUGAACCAGGAGAAGUUCACCACACGACACGAGCUGGCUCUGCUGCGGGCUUCGGCGAUCAUGGGCGUCGUCAUGUUCGGCGGCAUUUCGGCCUUGUUUUAUUCCCAGCUGGUCGGCGUCCUCUCGGAUACCACUACAAUCGAGACGAUGACUCCGUUCUCGAGUGAAAUACACGGCCUGAGGAAGUCGUGGCAGCGGGCGCUGGCCGAGGUGUGCGGCACCCACCGGAAGGCGCUGUGGUUCGUGCCGCUCCGAAGCAGGCGGGCGCUCGGGGCCGGCAGCCGCGUCGGAGCCCACGUGUAGCCCGACCCGACCCUGACCCGGCGGUAGCGUCGGCAGUCGUGCCGUGCAAGCAGCCGGUAAAACCAAAACCUUCUCAGGUUGAUUUGAUUAUGAUAAUGUCAUAUUACACACAUAUGUACACUCCCCUUUGAAAGGUUAUGCAACAGUUUCAUUUUUUUUUUAAUCGCUUAUGCACUGAUCAUCAAUGGACACACUUGAAGUUUUUAUCUUAAUUGUAUUUCUCCACAUCAAAUGUGUAUUGAAGAUGGAUGUUCAGGAUGUAUUUUUUUUUCUUUUUAAUUCUGUUUAAAUAAGUAUCAGGUCGCGGUGUUUACGCUGCUGUUUGAUUGAAUUUGAAGUAUUUUAUGUUUUCUAUUGGGUCUUUUUUUCAUUUUCGGGGGUGGGAGGGUGACGUUUGUGAUUGUUGGUGUUCUCCUAAAAUAUAUAUAUAUAUAUUUUUUUUU
Molecule: messenger RNA, 1402 nt
Organism: Syngnathoides biaculeatus (alligator pipefish)
Lineage: Eukaryota; Metazoa; Chordata; Actinopteri; Syngnathiformes; Syngnathidae
Gene: zdhhc21
Product: zinc finger DHHC-type palmitoyltransferase 21
Exons: 8
Coding region: 162-959 (265 amino acids)
Biological process (GO): peptidyl-L-cysteine S-palmitoylation; protein targeting to membrane
Cellular component (GO): Golgi apparatus; endoplasmic reticulum
Molecular function (GO): protein-cysteine S-palmitoyltransferase activity
Source: RefSeq, a predicted model, not a curated record